AUGCAGCAGAUCACACUAUGCCACUGGGAUGAAGAGGUUGUGAACAAGCUCUCAACCACGAAAACAGGACCUGGGAUUGGGCGUUCUCCAAGUGGGGGAGCACUCCUUUCAAGUGCAAAAUGCUUCUCAGUUUACUACAAGGAGAAACUUCUGCCAUCUGGAAAGUCUGGGCCAAAAGAACUAAGGGGUUCUGGGGGAUCCCCGGGAAGGCUCCUCUGCACACUUUGUGCCUCCUCUGGAUCAUGCCUCACACGGAUCCCUCUUCUCUCACACAUCUGCCCUUCUCUCCACAGCCCCGCCUUCUCUUGGAGGAAUGUAGCUCUCCUGCUGCUUCUCCCUCUCUCUUUGGAGCAGACUUCUGCAUCGCAGUCCAACAAGAUCAAAGUGAAACCUGGAGAGUGCCCCAGAGAGCGGCUCUUCUGUGACGUCAUGAGGCCGGAUUUAUGCAAAUCGGAUUUCAACUGCCCAGAUUACAUGAAGUGCUGCACUUUUGCCUGUGGGAGGAAGUGCAUGGAUCCAUAUGAAGAACCCUGCAUGCUACCCUUUAAAGAAGGAGACUGCAGGAUGAGACUGCAGCGUUGGUAUUAUGACUUUAAAAAACAGGAGUGUAGAACCUUUAUCUAUCAUGGCUGCCAAGGGAACGCCAACAACUUCCUCAGGCUGGAUGACUGCAAGAAGGCCUGCAUGUUAAUUGUCAAGAAAGGACAGUGCCCACUCUUCCCUUACACCUCUCGAAUGGAGUGUCCAAAGCCAUGUAAGAAUGACAUGGAUUGCCUGAUGACAGAAAAAUGCUGUGACUCCAGGUGUGGUUUUGUUUGUGCCAACCUCUGGCAAGUCAAACCAGGUUUUUGCCCACGUAUGCCUCAGAUGUGUAAAAAGAUUAGUAAACCAAUGUGCCUUCAGGAUAGCGAUUGCCCAGAGGGGGAGAAGUGCUGUUCACGCUGUGGACUGAUGUGCUUGGCACCCUGGAAAUGAACAGUAAGUGGAAAAUAUUCUCAUGGGAAGAGUAAUUAUGAAUAAGCGUAAUGAAGAGCUCUUUUGUUGGUCUUGGGCUAACUACCUUACCAGAUUGUUAUUAAGGGUAACAGUAUUUAUAGGGUUAUUCUAUGUAUCCUACCAUGUAGGGUUUUUAUAUAUAAUAAAUUUAUAUACAAUCAUAUCAUCGUAAAAUAAUGAUAAACUUGGCUCUUCUUUUCUCCAACUUCAUGGCUUUGUUAUCUUGUCUUCUAUUGAGUAGAACUUCUAAAAUAAUCUUGAAAAUGAAGGCAGUGAGGGCCUGAGGUACAGCUCCAUAGCAGAGCAUGUAGUUAGCAUGCCCAAGGUCCUGCCAUCAAUUCCACCACCAAAAAAAUAAAAAUAAAUCAAUAGUGUCUAGUUCCUUAUUUUAAAGUCAGUGGCUACUGGUGGUGGUGGUGGUGGUGGGGUGUGUGUGUGUGUGAAAGAUAAAUAGUUUUUUAUGGCACUUAUUUCCUUUUUUAAGGUUUUUUCUUCUCCAUUUUCAGCUGCUACUAGAAAUGACUGCUGAAUUUUAUCAAAUACCUUUCAAGCAUCUGCUCAUAUAAUGACUGUUCUCUUCUAAUUUGUUGGCAUAACAACUUAUUAAAUUGUCAUAUGUUGAACCAUCUUGCAUUCUUAGAAUGACUUUAAUCAUAUUGCUAGUAUAUUUACAUUCAUUUACUGUGGCUUUUUUGGCAAAGAGUUUGUUUAAAAUUUUCACUUCUAGAGUCAAAUUAAAGUAAAUGUUUGUUUGUUUGUU
This is a messenger RNA of Ictidomys tridecemlineatus (thirteen-lined ground squirrel), 1756 nucleotides long. The record is from RefSeq and is a predicted model, not a curated record. NCBI's taxonomy places the organism in Eukaryota, Metazoa, Chordata, Mammalia, Rodentia, Sciuridae.